GGCCAGAGCAGAUGAUCCAGACCAGAUACGAUAUCGGUCAAUCAGCACAGGACGCAGUGGCGAUAGAGCUUCGAAACAGAGCGGCAUCGUUUGGGGCUUGCGCCGUUGGGGCUGUCCAAUGAGCAGCGUCCUGGGUGCCCCUCUGUCUUGGCAUCCGAAGGGUCUCCCCCUCCCGCGCCGCAGUUCCCCCUGGCCCCACCGUAUUUUGCCUGGCCCCCUUGUGCGGUGCAGUGCGGUGCCACCCUCAUACCCACUUUCCCUCAGCCAGCAUCUCCCUCCCCAUUCGCCACUUCCCUCCAUAUCCAAUGCGUCUCUUCUCACGCCGUGCCAGGCGAUUCCUCGCCUUGGACUCUGCCGUCACCCUGGACGAGGCAGACAAGGUCGAAGAAGCCGCCAACAACCUGCAAUUCCUGGCCGAGGAGGCUCUGACGGCCGGGGCUGAAAUCGCAAUCCAGCAGGGCCAGGUCCAGUCGCUGAUGCGUGACGUUAUCACCAUCGUCAAGUCCAUCCCGCAUACCACCCGCCCAUGGCGAGAGUUUUUUGAGCGUACCCGAGUGACGCUUCCCCUGGGCCUGCGGAUGAUGCAGAAGGGCCAGGUUUCCAAGGGUCUGACCCGCCUCUGGCAGCGAAUCGCAAUCAACCUGGAGUACUACCAGGGCAACUAUGGCAUCAUCAUGGUCUGUGUGUUUCUGAUGGCAUGUUACAUCUACAGCUCCAUUUUGAUCCUUGGCAUACUGUGGCUGGGCGGCGUCAAGGUUGCCCGGAAGACUAUUACGACGCCGGUCCAGAUUACGUCGGAUAUCCAUCUGAGCAAGGAAAAGGCCGUCAAGCUCAUCAACAUGGCCGGAGGGCUCCUCUUUUACGCUACCUCAGGCAUGGCGUGCCUCUACGGCUUCCUGAUAUCGUCUAUAGUGAUUCUUGUCCACGCAAUAUUCCACAAGCCCACUGUCGAAGCCACCAUGACCAAUUCGGCCAGCAGGGCUGCUGGCAAGAAAUCCAUCGUCGACAUCAUCGGAUCUGUGGACGAUCUGUCGAUCUACGACGACCAAUUUCCGCCUUGGUGA
This is a messenger RNA of Polychytrium aggregatum, 1064 nucleotides long. Its product is annotated as PRA1 family protein-domain-containing protein. Lineage: Eukaryota; Fungi; Chytridiomycota; Chytridiomycetes; Polychytriales. Bases 306 to 1064 code for a protein of 252 amino acids. The transcript has 6 exons. Gene Ontology annotation, cellular component: Golgi apparatus. The record is from RefSeq and is a predicted model, not a curated record.